UCCUCAGCCCGCCUCUCUCGUUCAUUAGCUCGUAAAACCCCACUCACUUCUUCCUUCUCUUCGUCUCUCCUCUUCCUCCGCCCAAACCCCAGUUUGCUCCUCCGCCCGCUCGAAAACCCCAAGUCCCCAACCACUUCUAGGGCCACCGCGGCGGCGUCCAUGGCCGCCGAAGACGACGAGACCGGAGACCGCGAGAAUGCAGACCCCAACCGCUGCUCCACCGCAGACGCGCCUCUAUCGCCCGAGAACACCGAAGAUAAAUUGGACCUGGACACCAAGAGCACACUAUCUAUUCAGUUACUUCAGCCAAAACCGGGGGAAAACAAGGAGCCUGGUUCACAUGAUAUCCACUUUAAUUCUGCAAACACGCUGGGAAACAGUGAAGAAAGGAACAAUACUGGAAUGAAAAGAGAUGUUUUCAGGCCUUCUGUGUUUGAUAGAAUAUCUGGCCACCGAAAUGAAGACACCAGACUGAAUUCAGAUUCCCAUCGAAAUCAAUUUAGGGAAAUGGUAAAAGGACAUAGUGAUAUGAACAAAGUGGAACGGCACUGUGAUGGCCCCAGGCAGUAUGUUGAUAGCCACCUGAGUCCAAAAGAGCACUGGGUGAGGCCACCUAGUAACGAGAGAAACUAUGACCAACGCCGUGAUAAUAACUGCAAUUCUCGCUGGGGUCCCAGUAGUAAAGAUUCUGAAAAUUGGCGUGAAAGGUCAACAGAGUCAGAUAGAAAAGAUGAUGCUCCCUGUGAAAAGGUGUUUUCUCACAGUACAGGUCAUGGGAAAGAAAAAGAUGGUAGCAAUCAUGAGAAGGUUAAUGAAAGGGGUAAUAUUUCUCGAUCGUGGAACUCCAGCUAUUUUGCAAGCCGUGGUGCAGGAGGUACAUCUGAUCAUCUUUCCCUGGAUCCACAGAAGUUAUCUGCUUCAUUUAGACACAGUAGCUACAGGCAGGAAAGUGAUAACCCAAACUCUGCAAGUUCUCGCAGAAGGUUUACAUCUGUUACAAGCAGAGUCAAUAGUCAAUCUUCACGCCCAUUCCAUCUUGGUGUGCGUUCUGACAGGCCUGGUGGUCCAUCUAGAAACUCUGUGAGAUAUAGCAGGAUAAAAUUGUUUGAAAUAUACAGAACAACUGAUGUUAGAAACUUUGUAAUGCCGAUAGAUGAUAUUGAUAACGAUGAGAUAUCUUCAUUGUGGCAAGAAGAACCUAUGGAUCCUUUAGCUCUCAUUGCACCUAAUGCUGAAGAAAUGGUGAUUUUGAAAGGAAUUGAAAAAGGAGAUAUCACAAACAGUUUGGCACAAGCUUGCAAAGACGGUUCUGAUGACAAAAGUAAUCCAGAUGUGGUGGCAUUGGAACAAACGAAAUUAAGUGGAAGAGAAGAUCAGACAGGAAGCAGUGAAUAUUUCAAUGGUGAAAUGACCAUUGGUACCAGAGGAAUUCUUGGGGCUGCACAUUUGAGCGAACACUUGAAGUCUGUGAAAUCUCCUCCAAAAGAAUCUGAGUCUAUUGGUGAUGGUAUCCAUGGGCCAUGUGCUGAAUUUGGACAUCAGCGCAAUGUCUUGGACCAAGGAACUAAAGUUGAUGAAAUGGCUGGUGUAGGUGAAAAUGUUAAUCCAGAAAACCUCUCUCUGUACUACAAGGACCCAAAAGGGUGCACCCAAGGUCCUUUUCCUGGAUAUGACAUCAUUGGUUGGUUUGAGGCUGGGUUUUUUGGUAUUGAUUUGCUAGUUCGUGUUGCAAGUGCUCCCUGUGAUUCUCCUUUCUUAUUACUUGGGGAUGUCAUGCCACACUUACGGGCAAAGGUAAGGGCGCCUCCAGGCUUCAGCAAUACCAAACCAAGAAGUAUGACAGAGGCCUCACAUCUAGGAUCAGCGUAUCUUGGAACUUCUGAUUAUGGAUCCAUAAACAAGAAUGGCUGUGUAACUGAAGCUGAAAAUCACUCUCUGGAGUCUCCAAUGUCUAGUAAAACCCAGAAUCCCAGAGCAGAAACUAAUGUUGUUACUGGAGGUAUGAAUGAAUGCAGCUGCAGUACAUUUGGCAACCGUUUUGUUUCCGGUGAUGAGAAAGUGAGUAGCGUAAAUCAUCUUGAAGUACAGAAGGGGCUGUUAGAGAGAGAAAACACCUUUCAAAUAGACGGUGAUGUCAUAUCAGUUGCAGAGUCACAAAAAAAGGAUUCAGUCCAGUCAACUUCGCACUCAACAUUCUUCCAGCAAAUGGUUGGCCCAUCAAAUGAAGCUCUCCAACCUCAGAAUAUUAACCUGCUCUCAAUGCUGCUUCCUACAGAAAAAGGUCAAGCACCGGCUGUGAAUUCUGGAUUCUCACUUUGGUCAAAUAAUGCUGACUCUGGAAAUCUGCAAGCUGUUAUGUGUGGUAUAGAUCUUGCUCAAGAGGUACUAAAUAUGCGCCAAAAUCUACACAAUUCUCAGCAAAUAGGUAUCGAAUCUAUUGAUGUUCAACAACAUUACUCUUUAACACAGAAUCAACCAACUUUGGGUUGUUUGAACCCACAAAUCACACAGCCAGAAAAGUUUCUCAGUGAAAUAUCUCCUGAUCCUCAGCUGCUAAACAACAAUCAACAACAGUAUCUGCCAUCAGAGCUACACUUGCAACCCCUGAUGCCUGGAGUACCUCAACCUCAAUACUCUCUAUUGAACAACAUGCUACAGCCCAGGCAGCAGGAGCAACAGCAACAACAGCAGCAACACAUUUCUCAGGCUUUACCUCAUGAUUGUUCCAUGCAGCAGCUUUAUGAUCCUUCCCAUGGGACAAGACAUACUUCAUUGUCAUCUAGUGACCGUAUGAAGCUUUGUCUUCAAAGAACACAAGAGAUUCUUGAACUUGCUCAGAAGUUACCUGGUCAUGGUAUGCAUGAUCUACAACCACCUAAUCAUGCAAAUGUGAAAUUGAGAGACAUGGGAAUUAUUGGUUUGUCGGAAAGUUGGGCUCCUGCUCUAGCUCUACCACUGCCCCAUGAAAUGAUGGGUCAUGCAGCUUGGAAAGAAUGUUCAGCUAGUCUCACACAGGGCUCUGCAGUUGUUGGUGCUCCUUCACGGAAAGAAAGUAUUGUAGACUUGCCAUCUGAGAAAACUCUGAGUUCUGGGUCUAACGAGUAUAGCAAGGUGACUGUUUUUGAAGCUAAAGAUUUUCCUCAAUCAUGUCAAGGUCUUGCAAAAUCGGAAAGUGUAGCAUCUCAUAUCUCCAAUGAAGUUCAUGAAAUGGAAAUUUCUUCUACCCAUCCUCAUUCAUGGAAACCUACUCCAGGUGUUAGAACUAAAUCAGUGUUGGAAAUUCAAGCAGAGGAACAAUUGGAAAGACAGAGGGAAAUAGCCUUGGAAAAGACUAAAGUAACUACAACAGCAGCUUCAGCGUUAUCUAUUCCUUGGGGUGGUUUGGCUGAAACUUCUGGGCAACAGUUUGGAGAUGAGACUAGACCUAUGUGUGAUAAAAAAAAUGUCAAUAUAUCAAAGAGUAAGAGAAGUCAGUUACAUGAUUUAUUGGCAGGGGAGGAACUGGUAAAGUCGAAUGAUAAAGAUGCUGUUAUCAUAAAUAGUGCUGAUGAUACUUCUUUUCCUCCUCUGGCACCUUCUGUUACUCAGUCUGAUGCUCAUCUUUCCAGUCACUCCACUCCUAAUUCUGAACAGGGUCUGUUUUGGGAGCCUUGUGAGCAUGCAAAGCAAGAUAAGCUGGGACUCCAAUCACCUCCGAGCAGGGCCAGAGCUUCCAUGGUCAAUACACGAACUGCUGCAUUGGACAUUCAGAAGAAGGGGAAGAAAGGUAAAAAGCUGAACACGUCAGCUUUGGGGUUCAAGGUUGAGAGCACCCGCAUCAUGAUGGGUGAGAUCGUGCAUGCUGAUGAGUAGAUGGCAUAUAGCAGACUGGUAUAUACCAAUUCGUUUACUGAUGCACAUAGCUUACACUUCGCAUCACCGUUUUAGCACGGAAUUUUCCUCGUAGUGGACGAGCUUCCUGAAGAUGGUUAUUUUACAUUGUAGUAGAGCAGAUGAUUCCCUGUCACAGUUUGGCGGCUGAAGUGACGAGAAUUCAAAUUGAGCAACUGGCAAAGGAUUUGGUCUUCAGUAGACUUGGUUGUAUAUUAUAUUAUAACUCAAAAAUCGUAUAAUGUUUGUUGCUGGGUGGAUUUUAUGCGAAACUGGAGCCUGGAGGUACCAGAGUCAGUGGAAACUACGUGAUUCAGGUUGUAUGGAAUAUUGCAGUGUUUGGUUCUGACCAUUCUGGAAACAGUUUUUUGGUGUAUAGUUAGUUUCCUGGAAUCUGAAGUUUCUGAUGU
Sorghum bicolor (sorghum) is the source of this 4280-nucleotide messenger RNA. RefSeq lists its product as uncharacterized. NCBI's taxonomy places the organism in Eukaryota, Viridiplantae, Streptophyta, Magnoliopsida, Poales, Poaceae. The coding region runs from base 160 to 3852 and encodes 1230 amino acids. The record is from RefSeq and is a predicted model, not a curated record. Gene Ontology annotation, molecular function: protein binding. The transcript is spliced from 8 exons.